GGCAGGACGAAUCUGAUGACGUCACGGAAACGUGACCUUUGUCGCCGGAAGGGAAAGCGUGUGAAUGAGUUGGGUUCGGCUGAAUCCGGUUCGGUUGCCAUGGCGCUGUCUCCGUACGUGCUGGCUAUGCAGGAAUUAUUCCGGGCAAACACGCGGAGCCGCGAGUUCCCCGCGCACGGGGCGAAGGUCCACUCGGUGGCUUGGAGCUGCUGCGGCAGCCGCCUGGCGUCUGGCUCCUUCGACAAGACCGCGAGCGUCUUCGUGCUGGACAAGGACCGCUUGGUGAAGGAAAAUAACUACCGUGGCCAUAAUGACAGUGUGGAUCAGUUGUGCUGGCACCCUACUAACCCACAUUUAUUUGUCACUGCAUCUGGAGACAAAACCAUCCGUAUAUGGGAUGUCCGCACUACUAAGUGCAUUGCUCCUGUUAACACCAAAGGGGAGAACAUUAAUAUCUGCUGGAGUCCUGACGGGCAGACUAUUGCAGUAGGGAAUAAGGAUGAUGUGGUUACUUUCAUUGAUGCAAAGACAUAUCGGUCUAAAGCUGAGGAGCAGUUCAAGUUCGAAGUGAAUGAGAUCUCUUGGAAUAAUGACAACAACAUGUUUUUCCUCACCAAUGGCAAUGGCUGCAUCAACAUUCUCAGCUAUCCAGAACUCAAACCUAUUCAGUCAAUAAAUGCCCAUCCCUCAAACUGCAUCUGCAUCAAGUUUGAUCCAAUGGGAAAGUAUUUCGCUACAGGCAGUGCCGAUGCACUGGUUAGCCUCUGGGAUGUGGAUGAGCUAGUGUGUGUGCGAUGCUUCUCUAGACUGGAUUGGCCUGUGAGGACAUUGAGCUUCAGCCAUGAUGGAAAAAUGCUAGCCUCAGCUUCUGAAGAUCAUUUUAUCGAUAUUGCUGAAGUGGAAACAGGGGAGAAGCUCUGGGAAGUACAGUGUGAGUCCCCAACCUUCACAGUGGCUUGGCACCCGAAGAGGCCUCUACUGGCCUUUGCGUGUGAUGACAAGGAUGGAAAAUAUGACAGCAGCAGGGAAGCUGGCACUGUGAAGCUCUUUGGUCUCCCUAAUGACUCUUAAGAGAAAACUGCUGGAGCCUAGGUAUAUUUGUGUCCUGGGGUUCUGAUCCAGGGCCAAGGUGUUCACCAGCCAUUUUUCCUGGGGUUUCAUUCUGAGUUUGCUACCUUUUCUUGGAUAGGAGGUAUACUACAGUCUGGCAUUGUCUUAUCCAAAAGGUCUGCUAUGUGAAGCUCGUGCAAACUGCCUGGAGCUAGUAGUCAUAGGGUUUUGGCCAACCAAAUUGUUGUUCACUUUUGGGGGUAUUUUCUAAUUAUUAUUUUUUACUACAAAGUUGCGGGAGGGAACGGUCCCCUGAUUUCUUGGCUGUUCAGGCACCAUAUCAGGCGAGGCUUACUGCAGAUCUUGGUAACUGAUGAUCUCUUGUCACCCCAUAAAGAUGGGGAUGCUCUGAGAGGAGAGCACGUUGCCAGUAAUCACAUCUGAAACUCUUAUUUUCUGCUUGAAGAAUAGUUAACUUGCCCUUUUUGGAGGCAGGAUUUGAGUGUAUGGCGAGUCUUUUAUUCUACUCAUAUCUUGGUAUUACAAAAGGAUUAUUUUUUGUAUGAACCAUUUUUGUAAUUUUAGAUAACAUUGUUACACGAAAUGAAUAAAACCUUGGUGUACUGCCAGGGGAAUAUUGCUGAUAUAUGAAUACUCA
Messenger RNA from Sphaerodactylus townsendi, 1708 nucleotides. RefSeq names its product THO complex 3 (gene THOC3). The record is from RefSeq and is a predicted model, not a curated record. NCBI's taxonomy places the organism in Eukaryota, Metazoa, Chordata, Lepidosauria, Squamata, Sphaerodactylidae. Gene Ontology annotation, cellular component: THO complex part of transcription export complex. The coding region runs from base 16 to 1071 and encodes 351 amino acids. Gene Ontology annotation, molecular function: protein binding. The transcript has 6 exons. Gene Ontology annotation, biological process: mRNA export from nucleus.